Molecule: messenger RNA, 11819 nt
Organism: Galleria mellonella (greater wax moth)
Lineage: Eukaryota; Metazoa; Arthropoda; Insecta; Lepidoptera; Pyralidae
Gene: LanA
Product: laminin subunit alpha
Exons: 63
Coding region: 50-11119 (3689 amino acids)
Biological process (GO): cell adhesion
Molecular function (GO): zinc ion binding
Source: RefSeq, a predicted model, not a curated record
ACCCCCGACGGCGCGGCAUCAUUCCGCGACGGGCCGCCGCGCGCUCAACAUGGCGCGGACCGUUACGGCGCUCGUCCUAUUAUUCAUAAAUAUAGCGCACGCGGAAAUAUUAACUCCGCCAUACUUCAACUUGGCGCAAGGCAAGAAGAUUACGGCAACGGCGACAUGUGGGGACGAAGGACCCGAGCUGUACUGCAAGUUGGCCGGUGCGAACACGGACGGCGACGAACACGUGAUCCAAGGACAGAUAUGUGACGUUUGCGACGCCACAUCCGAUUCAAAGAAGCAUCCACCAGAGUACGCCGUGGACGGAAUGGAAACUUGGUGGCAGAGUCCACCGCUCUCCAGAGGGAUGAAGUACAAUGAAAUCAACUUAACUAUUGAUCUUGGACAGGAAUUCCACGUGGCGUACGUAUUCGUGAGGAUGGGCAUUUCGCCACGUCCAGGCUUGUGGGCGCUGGAGAAAUCAACAGACUACGGGAAGACAUAUAAACCAUGGCAAUACUUCUCGGAUUCUCAAUAUGACUGUCAGCUUUAUUUUGGUGAAGAGAGCCUGAAACCAAUAACUCGAGACGAUUCUGUCAUCUGCAGUACUGAAUACUCCAGGAUUGUGCCUUUGGAAGGUGGAGAGAUCCCAAUCUCUCUUCUCAAUUACCGUCCAUCAGCGAACAAGUAUUUCAACUCGUCUGUUCUACAAGAGUGGACGAGAGCAACCAACGUACGACUUCGAUUGUUGAGGACUAAAAACAUGUUGGGACAUCUUAUGUCGGUGGCCCGACAGGACCCUACUGUUACCAGGCGGUACUUCUACAGUAUCAAAGACAUCAGUAUUGGUGGGCGGUGCAUGUGCAACGGUCACGCGGACACAUGCGACCCGGCGGACCCGGCAAGCGAGAGCAACAUCCUCGUAUGCCGGUGUCAGCACAACACCUGCGGCCCGCAGUGCGCCCAAUGCUGCCCCGGCUUCGAACAGAAGAAGUGGAGGAUCUCGCAGAACUGGGACAGAUUCGAGUGUGAACCAUGCAACUGCCACAACCACUCCACCGAGUGCAUGUACGACCCGGAGGUGGACGAGAAGCGGCUGUCUCUGGACAUCCACGGCAGAUACGAAGGUGGCGGCGUCUGCCAGAACUGCCAACACAACACAGAGGGCAUCAACUGUAACAAAUGCAGGCCUACCUUCUACAGGCCAUACGGAAGAACUUGGGACGAAAUCGAUGUGUGCCAGCCCUGCGAUUGUGACCUGCACUAUUCGACGGGCAAUUGCGCCGAAGAGACUGGCCAGUGCGAAUGUAGGAAGGAAUUUUUGCCACCAAAUUGUGACGCAUGCGCAUACGGGUACUUCGACUACCCAGACUGCAAGCCUUGUACUUGCAACCUGAACGGCACUGAAGGAAACAAUUGUACACCAAUCGGAGGACUGUGCCCCUGCAAAUACAACUACGCCGGGAACUCGUGCGAAAUAUGUGCGGAUGGCUUUUAUUCGUAUGAAUGUAAAAACUGCGAGUGCAAUACUAUUGGAUCUGUAUCUCAAGUGUGCGACAAGGACAGCGGCAACUGUACAUGCAAGAGCAAAUAUAGCGGUCGCACUUGCAACCAAUGCGAGGCUGGCUACUUCAACUAUCCCACUUGUAAACAUUGUAACUGCGACAUCAGCGGUACGGAGCCCAGCAUCUGCGACGACAUUACCGGACAGUGCAUAUGCAAAACCGGAUUUGGAGGAGCGCGAUGCGACCAAUGUAUCGCUGGCUACUACAUGGAGGUGCGAGGUCGUGAAAGGCAGUGCGUACCGUGUAACUGCUCCCCCACUGGAUCUACAUCGACGAGCUGCUCAGCUGACGGAAAGUGUAACUGCCUCAUUAACUUUGGCGGGAAACAAUGCGACCAAUGCUCCCCCGGCUACUACAAAUUUCCUGAUUGCCUGUCAUGCAACUGUGAUUUGUCCGGUUCAUUGGGAUCGACAUGCGACGACAAUGGCUUAUGUCACUGCAAACCAAACUUCGACGGAAAUAAGUGUGACCGAUGCAAACCACAGUUCUAUAAUUACCCAGCCUGUGAAGAGUGCAAUUGCGAUCCGAGAGGUGUGGUAGCUUCAUUCGCUGGUUGUGGAUCAGUGCCUGAAGGAGAACUCUGUUUAUGCAAAGAUAGAGUUCAAGGCCGUAUAUGUAAUGACUGUAUGCCGCUGUUUUGGAAUCUCCAAGAUUACAACCCCAUCGGAUGCGAAAAAUGUAAUUGCAAUAUCUCCGGCACACUUGGAGGACUUGGAGUCUGCGAUACUCGCAGUGGACAAUGUACAUGCAAGAUGCACGUCGGCGAAAGACAAUGCGACCAGUGUCAGAACGGUUUCUACCAACUUGAAUCGAACAAUGUAUUCGGAUGCACUGAAUGUGACUGUGAUGUCGGUGGUUCCAUAGACAAUAACUGCGACAAGAUAACAGGCCAGUGCCACUGUCACUCACGCGUCGAGGGUCGCAGAUGUGACCGACCCAUCCAAGCCCAUUACUUCCCUACUCUCCACCAAUUUCAGUAUGAAGUAGAAGAGGGUCUGACGCCAUCAGGACCAGUUAGAUACAGAAGUAAUGAGGAAGUGUUCCCUGGAUACUCAUGGAAGGGUUAUGUGGUAUUCACUUUACUACAGAACGAGGUAAUAAAUGUCGUGCAUAUAUUGUCGAAGUCAUCACUGUAUCGCAUGGUGCUAAAAUACGCGAACCCACUCCAAGACCCGGUCGUCGCAACCAUCAUCAUCACGCCGGAGAGCGUCGUGGAUAUUACACAGCAGAAAUUCAGCGUGUUGCUAAAACCUACUACCCAGCCCCAGUUUGUGACCGUCUCUGGUGAAAAAGGCUUAGCUCCAGCACCUUUCAUUAUGAACCCCGGCAACUGGACGGUUACAAUUAAGACCACUAAGGAAGUUAUGAUUGACUACUUCGUAUUAGUACCAGAAGCCUACUACGAGGCCACUGUCCUCACCAAGCUGGUGGACAAACCAUGCGUCAUCGAUGAUAAGGAGUUGUGCCGUCAUUACGUCUACCCAAGCGUGGCUGGACGGCCAACGGCAGACAUCAACACUCUGGCUACCAGCGUCUCGGCAUUUAUUGAGGGAGACCAGCAAUUAAAUGAACUCAACAUUGGACCUAACACCGUACCAUUACUGAAUAACGACCAGAACGAACUACAGUACGACAUAAAAAUAGAUCCGCCUGGUCGGUACUACAUCCUGAUAGAGUACAUCACCCCAGCUGGCCCUGGCACCACUACGGACGGCCACGAGAUGUUCAGUCCAAGGAACACAGCAACGAUAAGGUUCCAGUCAGGCGAUGGCCCGGAGUCAUAUGCGAUCGUCAAUCUAAACGAUUGCCCUUACACGUCGCCAUGUCGGCAGGUCGUUGUCAAUGACCUCUCCAUGAUAUCGGUAUUCAACGUGACAGCUGCCAACAACGUCAUCUAUUUGGAUGGCGAGCGGGACACAUUAGCAGGUAUCAAGUCCAUCAUAGCUAUACCGGAGUCAGAAUGGCAUUUGGACUACAUUACUCCCCGGCCGUACUGUUUGCGGAGAAAUGGACGCUGCGAACCAGCUGUCUUCUCGGCUGCAGUUGAUUCUAAAAAGGUGGAAAUUGAAUCAGGAUCGGGCGGAGACGCUGUGACUCGUCCGCCUAUCCUGGACAACUCAACUACAGUCGUCUACCUAUCAUCCGACACAGAACCAGUGACGGUGGAAACAAAAGUACCAGCGCCAAGCGAUUACAAGUUCGUCGUGCAUUAUUAUCAACCAGAAAAUCCGCAGAGUAACAUCAACGCUAAAGUGGUCAUCGAUGGUCAAACCUAUGAGAUGUUUCUUCCUGUAGAGCAUUGCCCUUCAAACUCAGGGUGCAGGUCACUAUUGCAGCUUCCUGAUGACAGGAACCAGUUUCCUGUUAAUGAGAACGUCACUAUCACUUUUAUGGGCAACAAUAGCAAAGGAGUUUGGCUGGAUUACAUACUAGUUGUGGCUGCACCGGACUUUGUAGAAGGAGCACUCAAAGAAAUAAAUAUGGUGGACAACACACGGCAGUUUAUUGAGAAUUGUGCAGCUGACCACUAUUACAUCAGUUCCAAUGAAACUGGUUUUUGCCGUGACGCCAUGUUCUCGAUCACCUCUGAGUACAACAGUGGAGCGCUGGCGUGCAUGUGCAGUUUCACCGGCUCCACGGAGCUGGAGUGCAACACAUUCGGCGGCCAGUGUCCGUGCAAGCCCAACGUCAUUGGACGCUCGUGCAGCGCCUGCAGGACCGGAUACUACGGCUUCCCCAACUGCAGGCCCUGCCAUUGCUCCGACGCGGCCAUUUGCGAUGAUGAUGGCAUGUGUAUAUGUCCGAAGAACGUACAGGGCGAGAAGUGCGACAGCUGCAAGCCGUUCACGUUCAACUUCGACAUGCAGCGUGGCUGCGACGACUGCAACUGCAACCCACUUGGCGUUAUUGCCAAUCGGAUGCAAUGUCACAACGAGACUGGGAAUUGCGAUUGCAAAGAGAACGUGAUCGGUCGUGUAUGCGACCAUUGCGUGCCUGGCCACUACGCGUUCCCCGACUGCUUGCCGUGCUCGUGCGUCCGCGACGGGACUACCGACGACGUUUGCGACCAGAACACGGCGCAGUGCUACUGCAAGAAGCACGUUUACGGACAAUCUUGUGACACCUGCAAAGAAGACUAUUUCAAUUUGCAAGAAGAAAAUCCGGACGGCUGCACAAAGUGCUAUUGCUUCGGAAAGACUACCAGGUGUACCAGCUCGUCGCUGUAUUGGUUCGAGAUCAACGGAAUGAGUGACUGGCAGUUGUCUAACAUCGAUGCAAACCGCACCCUCAGUAUAUUCCCGCAGUCGCUAGAUCCGGCACCAAUAAACGACACUGCCAUACAAGCGAACCUUCUUGGUACGGGAGACGAUAGUCCCAAAGUACUUUAUUUCGCUGCACCUCAAUAUUACCUUGGUAAACGUCUAACAUCUUACGGUGGGUACCUAACCUACUCCGUGUACUACACGGCGAGGGACGGCGGCCGCGCUGCCGCAGCCCCCGACGUCAUCAUCGGCGGAGCCAACGGCUACCUCGUCCACAACAGCAUCGAGCAGCCGCCCUCGCUGACGACCUGGACCCACGCGCUCAAACUUUCAGAGGACCAGUUCACCAACCUGGACGGCUCGGCCGUUACCCGUAACCAGUUCAUGACUACACUGGUCAAUGUCACCAGUAUAUACAUCAGGGCUACGUACUGGCAUGAAACUGUUAAUACUGUACUAUCGAGCGUAUCACUAGACGUGGGUACGGAUGAAUACGUGGAGUACUCGAAAAGAGCUGACUCCGUGGAGGAAUGUCAGUGCCCCCAGGCUUACAGAGGCUUGUCGUGCGAACAAUGUGCCGUUGGCUACUACAGACUCAGCUCGGGGCCGUACGCUGGACUGUGCGUGCCCUGCCAAUGCAAUGGGCAUUCGAGAGAGUGUGACGUCAACACUGGCAUAUGUUUGGAUUGUACGGAUAACACAAUGGGUGAUCAUUGCGAGAUGUGUAUCCCAGGUUACCACGGUAACGCGACAGUUGGUACCCCCCGCGAUUGCCUCAUCUGCGCGUGUCCUAUACCCUACGCCUCGAACAACUUCGCGGUCAGCUGUGAGCUGAGCGCAAACGGUUCUUUGAUAUCGUGCGAGUGUCAGCCGGGGUACGCUGGAGCGAGAUGCGACCACUGCGCCGCAGGAUACUACGGCCAACCGGAACAAAUUGGUGACUACUGUAAACCCUGCAAUUGUUCCGGGAACAUCAUACGAGAUGAGCCAGGCUCUUGCGAUAGUAUUACAGGAGAUUGUCUCAAAUGUGUGAAUAAUACGGCAGGCGCCGCGUGUAAUCUAUGUGCACCAGGCUUCUACGGAGACGCUAUCUUCUCGAAAAACUGUACUGCAUGCAUAUGCGACGAUUUGGGUAUGGAUCAUUGUGACCCCACGACGGGAACGUGCGUUUGUCGGCCGGGGGUCAUCGGUGAGAAAUGUGACCGCUGCGCACCUGACCACUGGGGUCUCGACAGCGGGUUCGGUUGUACCCCCUGCGAUUGUGGCCCAGCUUCUGAGUCCACACAGUGCGAUGACUCUACUGGACAGUGCAGAUGUGCAAAAGGCGUGACUGGCAGACACUGUGAUCAGUGCGCGGCUGGCUACUGGAAUUACACGAAAGAAGGGUGUGACCAUUGCAACUGCAACACUGGAUAUUCACACGGGUUCACGUGCAACUCGACUGGUCAAUGCGAGUGCCUGCCAGGAGUCAUAGGCGAGAAGUGUGACCGCUGCCCUGAGAGAUGGGUAUUGAUACCGCACGAGAGAUGUCUGGAGUGCGACUCGUGUACCGAUGCCCUUAUAUUCUCUGUUGAAGAUAUGACUGAUAUGCUUGCUAACGAAACCCAAGAGUUCAAGGACAAAGCGGACUCGUUCUUCACAACGCAGCGCCUCAACUACAUAUCGAAUCAGACGGAGCUGCUGAGACCCCGGGUCGCCGAGCUCCGCAAUGUGGACGUUGAGCACGUGACAGUGGAGCUGAAAGUAUUGGAGGAAGCCGCCGCGAAACUGCUGCGAUCGGCUGAAUACACGGCGGGAGACAGCGAUGCUCUAAUUGGUAAAGCGACGGAUCUAGCAGCUGAAGCUGAUAAAACUUUGUCAACUGCUAGAGAGAGCGGCGAUCGUGCGAGGGAAGUAGUCACGCAGGUUGCUAACUUGGCGAAAGGCUUAGAGUUCAGCCAACAACCCAAAGUUGACAUAGCGUUGACUGAUGCUAGACAAAUCAGGAACGAUCUCGCAGCAAUGGAUUUCAUCCCGAAAACUCAAUUGGCCAACAAUAUGUUUGCUAACGCCACCAACCAAAACGAACGGAUGAACGUAUUCGUUCAACCUGUCUACGAACAAGCUAAGAAAUUCGAUGGCUUGAAGAACUCCACGCAAGAUUUUAAGAACAAACUAGAAAACUUUUUAGAGUACACAGAUCUGGCACAACAUACCGCUAGCUUGGCUGACAACCUUAACAGGAAGAAUAAGCAAUCAAACUUCGGGGACAAAGUGAACACAGUGAUGAAAUUGAACAAAGACGCAAUGAAUGACCUAAUAUACGCGGCGCAGAACACCAGCAAUGCCUCGAUACACAAUGCUAAGGCGCGGGACACAGUGGCAGAUUCAGAAGCGGCGUUAAGAGAACUAUCCGAACAGAACCAGCUCAUCGAAGAUGUAAUGAAAGACCUAGCCGAGAAACUGCCCGACUUGAAGAACUUAGCUGGAGAAGCGUUCAGCCAUUCUGCCACUCUGAGGAAUCAAGCAGCCAACCUACGCGACCUAGCUGAGCGUGAAAACAACAACAGUCGCACACAAGAGGCGUACAAAGCCGCGUCCGCAUACUCUGUAAUAGUGCAAGAGAUUGGAGACGCCAAGACCGCAGCCGACGAGACGGAGGCAGCCGACAGGAGGGCCACGGACAUCAAAAACAUGCUGAAAGAUCAAGUGGAUCCGGCCCGUGAGCGAUCGCAGAUACUGCUGGACCAAGCUCAAGAGGCCUUACACACAGUGCAUAACGCUCUGGGCCCCAAUUUGACCCUCGCCGAGAACUCCUUAGAGAACGCCACCAGAACGUUACGGGAUGCUGAUGAAAACAAUACUGCUAUAGAACUAGAUCGUAUCGCGUUGCCAGUACUCGGUGCAUCACCACUGGACGAUGAGACAGAAAAGGCGAACAGAGUGAAUGCUACGGUGAAGAACACUCUGGAGAUAAUGUCAGAGAUCGGCAGGAAUCUCGCGGACAGCAAGGACUGGGCACGCACACUGCCCAAGCAGGCCAACGAGGCGCAGGCGCAUAUCGACAACAUUAAACAAUUGUUGGACAAUGUGACCGACUUAUAUGGUAAAAUAGUAUCAAAAGAGAGUGCAGUAAAAGAUUUGCAAGAGGUCCACGACCCACGCCUUCCGGACGCCGACCGUAAACUGGAGGAACUGAAGCGGUUGAUUGAACAGGCGAGAACAGUAGCCAACCGUAUCCAAGUGGGAGUCAGUUUCGACAGCCAGUCGACGCUGCAGCCGCGCCUGCCCGACAACCUGGAUGAAAUGGCCACCACCACCAACGUCUCGGCCUACUUCCGCACCAAAAGGAAGGACGGCUUCCUUCUGUAUCUUGGCAACCCUAAGGGCACCAAUUUGAGGAAAACGAAAUCCGACGACUUCAUGGUACUGGGAAUUCGGAACGGCUACCCAUAUUUGAUGAUGGAUAUUGGUGACAGUACCUCUGGACGCGAGCCUGUUAAGAUCAGCAGCGACAAGCUAGUCGCUGACAACAAGUGGUACCAGGUCAUCGUCGACAGAGUGGGUCGUAAGGUCAAAUUCUCAAUACAAGAGACCCUCGAUAACGGCACGGAGUACACACAUUCCAAAGAAGCUGUAUUACCUGGUCAACAUACGAUCUUCAACUUAGACCGGCAAAAGUCUAAACUAUAUGUAGGAGGCGUACCACCCGAUACGACUCUUCAAGGCGUCGACGUCCGCGACUUUGAAGGACAGAUCGAAGAGCUCAUGGUCGGAAAUACUCCUGUUGGAUUGUGGAACUUUGUUGGUGCAUCCGACUUGAAAGGAGCUAGACAGAGAGACAAACUGCUGCCAAAAGCGACUGGUCCUCAAGAGUAUCGCUUCAAUGGAUUUUCACACCUUAUAAUAUCAGGAAAAGGCUACCUGGUCCCGCAGAAGAACCACAUCCAACUGUUCUUUAGAACUUACGCGCCCGACGGUCUCAUUUAUCUGGUUGGAGAAGACAAUGAUUAUUUCUUCUGUGUUCAGAUGCAAGAGGGCAGAGUGAACUUGCAGGUGGCUCUUGGGCCAAGGGAGGAGGACCUUGUCAGCAUACACACAUCGAAGGCAUACAACGAUGGCAAAUGGCACAAACUAGACGCAGCGAGAUACCUCAGCAAUUGCUCCCUAAAAGUAGACGGAGACACCCUCAGGACCGUGUCCUCAUCUUCGGCGACAGAAAUCCCGGCUGUGGAUAUGAACUUUGGAGGCAUUUCUUCAGACGUCCACAGUUUACGAUAUAAAAACAUAAAUAGAAUAACAAACAAAGGCUUCGAUGGAUGUAUACGACAAAUCAGCAUAGACAGAAUCAACGUCGAACUCAGCGACUCUAUCGAAUCUAUAGGAGUUGCUUACAAGUGUCAAUUCUCAUCGCUGGUUUCGUUGUCUGGCGAGAACAGUUACCUGCGAUUCAACGACAUCACGUCUGAGAACCCGCAGGUGACACUCCGCUUCCGCACGUCGGAGCCGGACGGGCUGCUGUUCGUGUACGUCAGCAGGACGCAAACAAAGAACGACGAGAGCAUGUCUCUCUCUAUGAUGAAUGGUCAAUUGGUGCUGGGCAGUAAACGUGAACUGCUGGACACUGGACUGUACAAGUACAACGACUCCGAGUGGCAUGUGGUCACCGUCACGCAUGGCUCCAAAGCGCUCACCAUGGUCGUUGAUGAUUAUGAUACCUUUAGCACAGACACAGCGCCGGAACCUCUCAAUAUCCUGAAUGGUGUGCUUUUCGUCGGCGGAGUCCAACCGGGAUACAUAGUCAGCGCUAAGAUCGGUUCCAAGAAACCGUUCCGAGGCUGCAUAGCAGACACCACUAUCAAAGGCCUGGUGCUCAACUUGCUAGCGCCAUAUAAUAAUAGCAGCAUCACCUUCGGAAGAUGUGGGGAUAUCAUUUCCUAUGGGGGAGUACCAGGCGACACAUCAUGGGCGACGCCGGCCCCAUCUGAAGCAGUACUUCCCACCCCAAAACCACAACCCGAGCUCGAAGCUGUACCAGAACAAACCGAAGUACCAACUACCACAGUCCAAAUUCAACCGCAUCUUCGGUCAGGCAUCUUUAUAGAAGCUACAACGACAAGAGCACCAGAAGUGACGAGUAGGCCGCUGACCACGCUGGCGCCGACCACGCCACGCCCGCGGCCUCGACCAGAACCAGGCUGUUCGCUCGCGUAUGACCCGUACUAUACUACUGGCAACCCAGAGGAAGGAUACAGAUUUGGUUCACGCAACGACAGUCGCAUUGAGUACGCGACACUCCCGGGCCGACAGCUGGAAGGGUUCGACUUGACCAUUAGCUUCCGGACCUUCGACAAACACGGCGGACUCAUAUUCUAUGCGACCGCGGAUGCAUCGCCUGAACAGUUCCUUGCCGUCUACAUGAAAGACGCAAAGCUCCACUUGUCGUUCAACUGCGGCGACCGCACCGCGACCGUGUCGUCGACGCAGCUCUACAACGACGCAGAGUGGCACACGGCUACCAUCGUACGAAACAAUGGCCACGGCAAGUUGACCAUGGACGGCGAGCAUAUAGGCGACGCGAGCGUGUCCUGCUACGAGCCGGCUGUACUCACCGCGCCUUUCUACUACGGGGGACUCAGGAAUAUCACCUCUUAUUACAACGAGACCGUGGGCUUCUACCAGACCUUUAAGGGCUGCCUGAAGGGCCUCAUGAUGAACGGACAGUACGUGACGGACAUUUUGUACCGCGUCAACUCACUGCGAUGUAUCGACGACGUAGAAGACGGUGUCUACUUCGGUCCGACUAACGACGGACACAGCAGCUAUCUGAAGCUCUACUCCCGUUUCGUUGUUGGCAACGAGAUCUCUGUCUCGAUGGACGUGAAGCCACGCAACACGACCGGAUUGCUGUUCAGCGUGCACGGUAGAAAGGACUUCAUGAUCAUGGAGCUCCUCGAGAAUGAAGUGGUGGCCAGGGUCGAGAACGGACGGGGCCCAUUCCAGGCCAGCUUCAAACUGGGCAACAAAUUCUCGCUGUGCGAUGGCAAAUGGCACAAGAUUCAUGUGGUGAAGUCGCGCCACGUGGUGUCGGUCGGUGUGGAUGGCCACUUCUCCGACGCCGGCGUCGGGCAGUCUCCAUCCACGGACACCCGGUACGGACUGUACAUCGGCGGGCACGAGAGGCCCGUUCACAGGGUUCCAGGUACACGGGCGAGGAGAGGCUACGUCGGCUGCAUCAAGAACAUAAAGAUCAAAGACAAGAAUAUUCCCAUACCGCUGACUGGAGCCGGCAGAAACACGCAUAUUGGCGUCUGUCCCAACGAUUAAUAUAUGCCAUUGGAUAAAUUAGAAAAAAUCCUAGACUCGAAUUUCUUAUUAAUAUAUCAUGCUGUAAAUCAGAUAUCAGGCUGAAUGUUAAAACUAAGCUCAGAUGUAGUAGAAAUCAUUAGUAACCAUUUAAAGUGUACAAAUUUUUUUACGCUAAUAAUUUUUCCCUUAAAACCAUAAAUUGGAAAGUUAAUAAAACAUUAUAAGUUUUCCAUACUGGAUACAAAUGCGCGACGAUAAUAUGGAUGGCCUAAAAUUGUUUUCCAACCUGUUUCUUUGAGGGAAUAUUCGGUUUCACUGGUAACUGGUUCUCUUAUAAGGUUUAAUUUCAUACAAGUUUACUAGCCACUUCUACAAUAUAAUUAAGUUUUAAGACGUAAACUGUAUAGGAAGACAAACUAACCUUCAGUUAUUGUAAAGAGGCAGCAAUAUAUUUCCUCUAUAAAUAAUAUCAUAAAGUCACAAUGUGUACUUACCUCAAAUACUGCAUAAUCGGGUAUCUAUAACUUAAGUUCAUAAUCUAUAAAUGUAUAAAGCAAAUCUUCAGAAAUUAAAAAUAUUCUGGAAGUAUGAAAACGUAUUACCUUCUUGUUCUAUUAUUGUUUUUAGAUUCACUAUUUUGAUAUGUACAAAUAUUCUACUUACAUUAUGUAACAAUAUUUCCAAACCUAUAUAUAAAUAUACAGACUGAAGACCACAA